AUGUUAAAUUUAGAAGAAUUUCAUUUAAAUAUUAUAGACGAAUGUAAUGGGAGAUUUAUUGAUGGUGAUACACUGAUGAAAGAUAUUAUUCGUUAUAUGCCGCGAUUAUAUAAAUUCACAUUUAAUAUUUGCUCAACUAUUAAGCAUUGUGAUCAAACAAAUUUCGCAUUAAAUCAACACAUUGAGAAAACAUUUGAAUAUUUUCAUAAUAGUGAAAUAAUUACUUGUAUUGAUCAUUUCCAAGAAAACGGAUAUAGUCAAUGUCAUAUUUAUUCAUAUCCAUAUAAAUGGAAAGUUUACAAUAACAUAACAAAUAAUUUUCGGGGUGGAUUAUUUACUGGUGUUACUGAAGUAUCAUUAUAUGAUGAACGUCCAUUGGAAGAUGAAUUUUUUCUUCGAAUUGCUCAAUCAUUUCCCUUGAUGAAAGAAUUAACAAUAAGGAAUCUAAAAGCACAAAAUAAUAAACAACUUGCAAAAUCAAAUAAUGAUAAUCAAAUGUUAUCAAUUAUUGAAUAUCCUAAUCUUACUCGACUUGAUCUUGCUUACACUCAUCAUGAUUAUGUCGAAUUAUUUUUAUUUGAUAGGAAAAUGGCUUUGCCAAAUCAUCUUCAUCUUCGUGUCGAUUAUCAAUCACUAGAAAAAGUGACAUCGAAUUUUACAAGAUAUACAAGACCGAAUAAUUGUGCAAAACUUGCUGCUAUAUAUUUUUAUCCGGUGGAUCAAAUCGGUGAACAUAUCAAAAAGUAUUUUCCUCAUACAUGUAUACGUUGUAGUGAUGAUUUUGUAUUACGUAAAUAA
Molecule: messenger RNA, 798 nt
Organism: Rotaria socialis
Lineage: Eukaryota; Metazoa; Rotifera; Eurotatoria; Philodinida; Philodinidae
Source: the annotation of a GenBank genome assembly